AUGGAGAUGCGCCCCCUGCUGGUCCUGCCCCUGCCUCUGCUCGCCUCUGUGCUGUGUCUGGCCCGUCCAGCAGAGGGCGCAGGGUUCCGGGUGGGCGUGGUGGGACCGUGGAGCUGCGACCCGCUGUUCGCCAAAGCUCUGCCUCACGUGGCCGCCCAGCUCGCCAUCAACCGCGUCAACAGAGACCCCGCCCUCUCCCACGCACACACCUUUGAGUUCACCGUACUGCAGGAGCCGUGUGAGUCUUCUCGGGGUCUCGAGACGUUCCUGGGGUUCCACACUAAAGCUUCAGCGUUCACUGGACCAGCCAACCCCGGAGUCUGUGACAGCGCGUCCAUGAUCAGCAAAGGGUGGAACAAGGCGCUGUUCCCAUGGGGCUGUGUGGGAGAUGAUCUGGAUGAUCUCCGGAACCACCCCACCCUCGCCCGCUCCAUGCCCCGCCCCACGUGGGUGCUUCUACGGGUGCUGUCCUACUUCAGAUGGGCCCACGUCGCCGUACUGUCCUCCUCUGAAGACAUCUGGAUUGAGACUGCCACAAAGGUGGCGGACUCCCUGAGGGGCCAUGGGCUGCCCGUCAGACUGGUCAGUUUUAUGGAGGACACUCCUCACAGCAUCAGGAGAACUCUGGGAAAAAUCAGGAAGAUGAAAGAGAUCCGAGUGGUGCUUCUGUGCAUGCACUCAGCUCUGCUCGGCGGUGACCUACAGCGGCGUGUUCUGGAAGCAACCUAUGACCUCCAGAUGAUUGACGGGUCCCUGGUCUUCAUCCCCUAUGACACUUUGCUGUACAGUCUGCCGUACCAGAACGUUACCUACCCAGCGCUGAAGAAAAACGCCAAACUGCUGAGAGCCUAUGAUGCCGUGCUCACCAUCACAGUAGACUCGCCUCGUCAGUCCUUUUACCAAGCCUACAGCGCUGCCAUGGAGACGGGCGAGGUGGCUAAGACGGUCGCUCCGCACCAGGUGUCUCCACUCUUCGGGACCAUCUACACCUCCGUACUGUUGGUGGCCCAGGCUCUGCACAGGCUCAGGUCUAGAAAAGAGUGGCUCUCUGGGGGGAACCUGGCCCGGCACACGGCCAACCUGCAAUUUCAGGGCUUCAGUUUCCCUGUUAAAACUGACGCCUCUGGAUCUGUUCUCACUGACUUCCUCAUCUUGGACUCAGACGGAGAGACCUGGGAGCUAAAGCCCACUCACAGAAUCGACCUGGAGGCCGGUCUGGUGCGCUUCCUGGGGUCAGAGAUCCACUUCCCUGGAGGCUGGGGACCACAGAAAGACGCCCCCUGCUGGUUCACCCCAGGAGUGCUGUGCUCUGGAGGUGUGGAUGUGUUUUCCACUCUGAUCGUGUUCCUUUGGGCUGUGGCGUGUUUUGUCUCGAUGGUCGCUCUGACAUACGGCGUGCGGCGGCGCAUUGUCCAGUUUCAAAUGGUCCGAGGUCCAAACAAAAUCCGCCUGACUCUGGAUGACGUCACUUUUAUUAACCCAUCGCUUAGCAACAAGUUGAGCCGUGACGACAGCAAAACCAGUGGUUUAAAGAGCGUCUCCACUGUGAGUCACGCCUCAGAGUCCGUCCAGUCUCCAGCCACCUACGAGAACUCCAACGUGGUCAUCUUUGAGGGCGACUGGGCGUGGCUGAAGAGGCUUCCUGACGGCGCCUUCAAUCGAAUAAACCAGAAAACCAGUGAGGUGUUUGAACUGAUGAAGGACAUGCGUCAUGAGAACGUGAACCUCUUCCUCGGGUUCUUUCACGACUGUGGCGUCUUCGCCAUCGUCACAGAGUUCUGCUCCAGAGGAAGUCUGGAGGAUCUGCUGCUCAACCACAACGUCAAACUGGACUGGAUGUUCAAGUCCUCGCUGCUCCUGGACCUCAUCAAGGGCAUGAAGUACCUGCACCACAGGGGAGUGGUCCACACACGGCUCAAGUCCAGGAACUGUGUAGUGGAUGGGCGCUUUGUUCUGAAGGUCACAGACUUUGGAUUCAAUGAGGUCCUGGAGGCUCAGAGGUUCCCCUACAGCCAGCAGCAUGCAGAAGACUUGUUGUGGACAGCUCCUGAGAUCCUACGCUCUGGUCAGCCUGGUCUUUACGGGACACAGCCUGGAGAUGUGUUCAGUUUCGCGAUCAUCAUGCAGGAGGUGGUGAUACGAGGAGCUCCGUACUGUAUGUUAGACCUGUCCCCCACAGAGAUCCUGGAGAAACUGCGGCGGCCCCCUCCUCUUUGCCGCCCCCUGGUGAGUCCAGACUAUGCACCCCUGGAGUGUAUCCAACUCAUGAAGCAGUGCUGGACGGAGCAGCCGGACAAGAGGCCCGACUUUGAGAACAUCUUCGACCAGUUUAAAAACAUAAACAAAGGGAAGAAGACAAACAUCAUUGACUCCAUGCUGCGGAUGCUGGAGCAGUAUUCAUCCAACCUGGAGGAGCUGAUCCGAGAGCGCACAGAGGAGCUGGAGAUCGAGAAGCAGAAAACCGAGAAGCUCCUGACACAGAUGCUGCCUCCAUCUGUGGCGGAGGCACUGAAGGUUGGAGGUACUGUGGUCCCAGAGUACUUUGAUCAUGUGUCUCUGUACUUCAGUGACAUUGUGGGCUUUACCACCAUCUCCGCCAACAGCGAGCCCAUCGAGGUAGUCGACUUGCUCAAUGACCUCUACACACUCUUCGAUGCCAUCAUCGGCAACCACGACGUCUACAAGGUGGAGACAAUUGGAGAUGCAUACAUGGUGGCGUCUGGAGUGCCCGUCCCAAAUGAGAAUCGUCACGCGGCAGAGAUCGCCAACAUGGCUCUGGACAUCUUGAGUGCCGUCGGCUCCUUUAAAAUGAGGCACAUGCCUGACGUGCCUGUGCGCAUCCGCAUCGGACUGCACACGGGCCCGUGUGUGGCGGGGGUGGUGGGGCUGACGAUGCCGCGGUACUGUCUUUUCGGAGACACAGUGACCACAGCUUCUCGGAUGGAGUCUACAGGGAUGCCGUACAGGAUCCACGUUCACCAGAGCACCGUGAGGGUUCUGCAGGAACUCAGCCUCGGAUACAAAUUGGUGCUGAGGGGACGUACGGAAGUGAGGGGCAAAGGCAUCGAGGAGACGUACUGGCUCACCGGGAGAACCGACUUCACCAAACCUCUGCCUGUCCCCCCAGAGGUCAAGACGGGGCAGAUGGCCCACGGGCUGCAGAUGGCUGAGAUAGCGCAGUACAAGAAACGGAAGGAACAGGAACGACUUUUAAAGAAGAAAAACUGAGACGGACGUGCAGCAUGGCCAGCUCUCAGAGGAACAUGAAGCACGUCCUUCACAAAGCCGUGAAGAUGAUCUCACAUGUGCGAGUGGUGACGCAGCUGUACGGCC
Boleophthalmus pectinirostris (great blue-spotted mudskipper) is the source of this 3333-nucleotide messenger RNA. RefSeq names its product guanylyl cyclase 2 (gene gc2). The coding region runs from base 1 to 3228 and encodes 1075 amino acids. Gene Ontology annotation, molecular function: guanylate cyclase activity; peptide receptor activity; protein kinase activity. Gene Ontology annotation, biological process: cGMP biosynthetic process; receptor guanylyl cyclase signaling pathway; protein phosphorylation. NCBI's taxonomy places the organism in Eukaryota, Metazoa, Chordata, Actinopteri, Gobiiformes, Gobiidae. The record is from RefSeq and is a predicted model, not a curated record. The transcript is spliced from 24 exons.